Messenger RNA from Calypte anna (Anna's hummingbird), 2572 nucleotides. RefSeq names its product platelet activating factor receptor (gene PTAFR). Gene Ontology annotation, cellular component: membrane. Lineage: Eukaryota; Metazoa; Chordata; Aves; Apodiformes; Trochilidae. Gene Ontology annotation, biological process: G protein-coupled receptor signaling pathway; chemotaxis. The transcript has 3 exons. The record is from RefSeq and is a predicted model, not a curated record. Gene Ontology annotation, molecular function: platelet activating factor receptor activity; G protein-coupled purinergic nucleotide receptor activity. The coding region runs from base 620 to 1684 and encodes 354 amino acids.
GCCCCCUCGACGAGCCUGAACGACCUCUGCACCCCUGCCUGGAGCUGCUGCCACCUCUCCUCAAGCCUGUGGGGCGCUGGGUGACACCGGCAGUGACAAACCCCCGGCCAGCACCCAGCUGCUGUCUGCCGCUUCCCUGCCACUGCUGGCUCAAGGAAGGGCCAUAGGAAUCGGUUGUCAGGCUCCAAGGGUGCAGCCAGGACACAUCCAGCACAGCCUCAAGUGCCAAGAGGGAAGUGAGUCACCCACCUGCACCCAGUGGCGCCUCCUUCCCGCCCAACCCCGCCCCGCAGCAGCAGGGAGGUGGCUCGGCCCUCCCGCUGGAUCCGCUGCGGGAUGGGGUCUGCUGGGCCAGGUGCUCUGUGGCCCUGAGUGACUCUGCAGUCAUGCUGCACUUGUUCCCACUCUGGUGUCUUAUUCUUGAGAGUUAUCUGUGUGGAGUCCUUCCAGCCCCAGGUCAGAGAAAAUAACACUUGGAGGAAGAUGAACCAUCCUCAGUAAAAUACCCAUCACUGCUCUACUGAAGCUGAAGAUGGACACAUUGUGCUAAAUCCUUUUGACUGUGGUAAGAAGAAAAGCCACAGCACAGAAUUCUACUUCAGGGUGCCCGCUUAGCACCAUGAUGUCUGCAAAGGAUGAAGGUGGUGCUGGAGGUAGUGCUGAUUCCUACAGUUCAUGCAAUAUAGACUCAGAGUUUCGCUACAACCUCUUCACAGUUUUCUACAGCAUUGUUUUCGUUCUGGGCUUUGCUGCCAACUGCUACGUGCUCUGGAUUUUCAGCCGUAUUUACCCCACCAGGAAACUCAGUGAAAUCAAGAUAUUCAUGGUGAAUCUGACAGUAGCUGACCUGCUGUUCUUGGUUACGAUGCCAAUGUGGAUUGUUUACUAUCACCACCAUGGAGACUGGAUCAUGCCUGAGUUCCUCUGUAAUGUGGCUGGCUGUUUAUUUUUUGUUAACACCUACUCUUCUGUUGCCUUUCUGAUGGUCAUCACAUACAACCGUUACCAAGCUGUGACUAAUCCCAUUAAAGCUGCUCAGUUUACCACCCAGAGGAGGGGUAUCUACUUAUCAGCAGCUAUCUGGAUCAUCAUAGUGGGCAGCUCUUUGUAUUACCUUUUUGACAAUAAUACUAAUCAAGAGGAGAUUGGUUCAAAGAAUUUCACGCGGUGCUUUGAGCGUUAUGACUCUUCUGGCAGUGUUUCAGCUGUCCUUGCUAUUCAUGUCAUCAUCUGCCUCCUCUUCUAUAUAAUUUUCCUUUUUAUACUAAGCUGGAACAUCAUAAUUAUCAGGACCCUGUUCUCCAAAUCCAUGCGGCCGAGGAAGAAUGCUCAAGUCAAGCAGAGAGCUCUCUGGAUGGUUUGCACAGUGCUGGCAGUUUUCAUCAUAAGCUUUGUACCUCAUCACAUUGUGGAUUUGCCCUGGACCCUGACAGUCCUGGAGCAGUGGCAGAGGGAAAACUGUCAGCUGCGCCAACACCUCAACGAUGCUCACCAGGUGACUUUGUGCCUCUUGAGUAUGAACUGUGUGCUGGACCCAAUCAUCUACUGUUUCCUCACCAAGAAGUUUCAGAAGCACCUUUCAGAAAACCUGAAAAGCAUGAGGGGGAGUCGCAAGUGCUCCAGGCAAACCACAGACACAGUGGUUGAGGGCACCAUUCACCAAGAGGAUGCCAUCAGAAUCUAGGGCAGCUCUGUUCUGUUUGUAAUUCACUGAGGUGAAUUAAUUAGUCACUCGUAUUUUCUCAAGAAGAGAAACAUCUCUUUUUUUCCCUCUAGAUGGAAGAAUGGGUGCUCAUUUCUUCUGUGACAUGCAACUGGUACCUGUGAUGAUCUGGCAGAAAGGCACCCCCUCUCUGGGCUGAUGUUUUCAUGGGCACUGGGAACAGCUCAGACAAUCUGCUUUUACAUGAACGAGCUCUGUGUGAGCAUGUGGAAGCUCCGUGCACUGAAAUUACCCAUUGUCAGCCUAGAUAGCACUUUCCCUGGUCCUUUUCCUGCCCAGCUCCCACAAAUAGUCCAGUAUUAGAAACUUCUAAAAGACAUGGAAGAACAGACUGAGCUGCCAGCAUCAUCAAGUGACUUUUCUAAGAAGUUUGCAUGAUUCUGUGAAGAGAGUCCGAGCUGAAGAAGCUCUUGAGUGGCUAGAUGGGAUGUAAGCCAAGGAGCUCCUUAAAGCCAUCAGAGAUCUGCACCUCUGAUCCCUUCUUAACGACUUGCAUGGUCUGGGGUCCAUGAGAGAUGUCUGGGAGUAGCUAUCAAGGACUUUUGCCUUUGCCCCCUACUCUUGAAUCAGUCAAGUAACAGGUAGGCAAGAAGAGAAAUUGGCAGUGCCUCAGUCCCCACCCCAGAUGAGCAUUGUGUCCAGAGGGGACUGCUGUCUGCCCUGGCAUCUUGUAUGAUAGCAGAAAUGGCAAACCAGUGGCCUCUUGCACUUUGUUUGGUAAUUUUUGGCUGACUCCAUGUGUCUGUGGAGAUCCAAUCUCACUUUGGAGGCUCCAGAUAUCAGAAGAUUUUUGUCAGCAUGGGCAUUAUGAUGAGAAGAAAAAAAAAGCUUAAAAUGAUUCAGUAACUU